AUGAGGAGGAGGAGGAGGAGGAGGAGGAGGUGGAGGGGGAGGAGGAGGAGGAGGAGGAGGAGGAGGAGGAGGAGGAGGAGGAGGAGGAGGAGGAGGCGGAGGGGGAGGAGGAGAAGCCGCGCCGUGGAAGAAGCCGCGGCACGGGGGGUCCAUCAGGUGGGGGGCCUGCGGACCUUCUCCGGGAGGGCGUACACGGACGACGAGCUAUCGCGCCGCUUCGAGGACGCCGCCGGCAGCGGCGGGGCGGCCUCGGAGCAGCUCAUGGACGAGGAGACCGCGCGCCGCCUCGUGGCGGCCGCGCGGAGCUCCGAGGCGGCGGCGCGGCCGUCCGUGGACGAGGAGAGGAGGAGGAGGAGGAGGAGGUGGACCAGGGGUUGGGGGAGGAGGAGGGGGAGGAGGAGGAGGAGGAGGAGGAGGAUGAGGAGGACGAGGAGGACGAGGAGGAGGAGGAGGAGGAGGAGGAGGAGGAGGAGGACUACCCCUCGCAGGAGCCGCAGCCGGGACGCGGGCGCCCGCGGCCCGGCGCCCGGGGCGCGGCUCCCCGCGGGCACGGGGCUGGAGCCCGGCGGCGCCGUGCGCCUGGACGGCCUGAAGGCCGCCGCGCACCUGAACGGGCAGCUGGCCCGGCUGGAGCGGCUCGACCCGGCCUCGGGCAGGUGGCAGGUGCGGCUCCUCGAUGGGGACGUGAAGGCCAUCCGCGCCGAGAACUUGGUGGCGGAGCGCGGCGCUGGCGCCGAACCGCAGAGCCCAGGAGUCAACACGGUUGAAAUCUUGUCGCGCAAGUACACCUUCGUCUACCUCUAUAUCUACGCACCUGCAGCAGUGAAGGGAGGCGGCAUCAUGCUGAUCAAGGUCAACGACAUCGACAAGCUACCCGAACAGGACGCCCACAAAGCAAGACAGCACCCCAUCGAGGACGAGGACAACCACAGUACUCUCCACUGGCUCCAGCACCACCAGGUACAAACCAUAGGCGACACCUCGCGGCGCGACCCGGCCGCGCUGCAGCGCUCUGCCACCGCACACCCGCGGUGCAGCGACAUCGCCGGCGGCACAUCCUUCUCCCACCCCAAGGUCAACGUGGAACCCAGUGGUUGGUUCCCCAUCACCACGAUCGCGCACGAGAAGGUCAGCCCCGACGCAACCAACUUCCCGAUGGAGGCAACCAUACGCCGCUCGUUGCACGCCAAGUUGCAGGACUCUCUCGACCACGGCACAAUCACAGUCAAAGCGGGGGACGAGGUCACAACCAUCAGCAUGUCCUACAGCAGCAAUAACGAUCUAUGGGCACGCGGCACCAUCACCCAGACCAACGCCAUGCGGAACACCAAGCAUUCUCUGAGAUCAGAUAUCAUCAACGAGUACCAGUCCCAACACAACGACACCCAGGAGGAGCUCGACAUCCUGACGACAAUGGUUGGCAAACAACAUGUCAGCUACAACCAGGCCCUCAAUAUCCGACAGGAGAUCACCCUGACCAAGGAACCCAUAUCUAAGCUCACCAACAGCCUAGGACUCCAUCGGCAAACUACGCCCAUGAACCUUGGCGUUAGCCAUCUUCGCCACAGCUACCAAACACUGGACGACCGCACGAGGUACCCACGCGCCCGACGUCGUCACAGCCCACGAAAGCGACCUCCCGACCUCCGAUUCACGCUCCAACCACUCUCCAUGAAUUGCAACCUCCUGGACUUCAUCUCCCUCGUCAUCAGCAACAGCCUUGUCCUGAUGCACGACCACCUCUCCUUGGACUUCAACUUCCUCAUCACCAACAACUCCAUCCUCGUCCUGAAAUACUUUCACCUCUCCAACUACAUCCUUGUCCUGCUGUUCCACGGCACCCGGGUCAGCUUCAAGCCGCUGGAGCUGAAGCCUGGCGACGAGGGCAGCUCUGGGCGGAAGGAAAAGCAGAUCGUCUGCAUGGACGUGAAGGCUCUGGCUGGGCAGGCCGGGCUGAGCGUCGGCGUGGACACGGCCGCGGGCCCCAAGGAGAAGAACGACGACCGCAUCGCGGCGUGCGACCUGCACGAGUUGGGCUUCUUCUGCGGCAUCUUCGACGGGCACCGUGGCCACGCCUGCUCGGAGUAUGUGUCCAAGCAGCUGCCGACGGUCGUGCACACCACCUACCGGGCCCGCGCCAAGCGGGAGGGGAGCCUCGUCCGCAUGGCGCACGAGAAGGAGGCCAGCAUCAUCUCGAGCGCCAUCAAGGAGGCCUUCGAGGCCGUCGACAGCGCCUGGCUGGUGACCGCCCGCAAGAAGGAGCUGGUCGGCGGCUCCACGGGCAUCGUGGCGCUGGUCAGCCACGGCUUCGAGGUGCCCGUGGCGCUCCCCUCCGCGUCGAGCCUCGGCUGCGCGGCGCUCUGGGAGGCGCGCGUGAAGCCUAAGGCGGCCCAAGAGUCGACGACGCCCGAGAGGAGGCCGUGCACUGUCCCCAGCGCCCCUGGCGGCGUUGCCAAGCUCUUCGUCGCUUGGUGUGGGGAUUGCCGCGCCGUGCUGCUGCGCGGCCGCCAGGGCCUCCGCGUGUCGGAGGACCACCGGCCAGCCAGGGCCGACGAGCAGAAGCGCGUGAAGCAGGCCGGGGGCAUGGUCAUUCAGGACAAGCGAGGCAUCUGGCGCGUGGGCCCUCGGCCGGACAACAAGUACGUCAAAGAGCUGCAGAAGCAGAAGAAGGACCCGUCGCAGGAUUCGAAGUGGUUUCUCUCCACCUCGCGGAGCUUCGGCGAUGCUGAGCUGAAGCACCCGGACCCGGUGGUCAUCGCCACGCCCGAGUUGAAGGUCGUGGAUUUGGCGCCGGAGGAUUGGGCGGUGGUCUUGGCCUGCGACGGCAUCUUCGACGUACUCAGCGACCAGGUCGUCGCCGACUGCGCCUGGAGGUGCAUGGCCGGGGAGGGCAAGGACCCGGUGCAGACCGCGAAGGACAUCGUCCAGCUGGCCUCGCGGCGGGGCAGCAAGGACAACCUCACGGUGGUCGUCAUGCGCCUGGGCUGGGUGCCCCCGCCAGACGCGGGGGCCGCCGCGCGCGGCGCGGAGGCCGCGGCCAAGGAGGCGGCCGACGAUGGCCUGAGCAUCUUCGGCAAAAAGGUGCUGGCGCUGAAGGCCCUGCCGCACGCCUACGCGGUGUUCUUGCGGGGCGGCAGCGCCAAGAGGCGCGCGAGCCAGCUGGCGAGGAUGCAGCUCGAGAGCGACCAUUCCCCCGCCGGCAGGCGGAUCCUGCCACCAUACAGGACGCUUCGCAAGGUGGUGUCCGUGAGGGACUCCGUGAGGACUGCCGAGAAAAAGUCCCUGAUGAUCGGGCGGAAGUCCACCACGGCCGACCCUGCCGAUCUCGGAGCCGCCUCCGCGCCGGCCGCCAACAGCAUGGCGCGGAAGUCCCUCAAGGCCAUCCAGUUCAUCAAGAGGGCCGACAAUUCCCCGGAGAGGGUGGGGAGGAAGCCCACGAAGGCCCAGGCGGUCUCGGCCGAAGUCGGCACGCUGGGCGCCGCCGGCGCCGCCACCGCCCCAGUCAGCGGCAGGGCCCGGGGCUGCGGGAAGCAGCGCGCACAGCUUGACAUCCUGCGGAUCGCAGGCCGUCGCCAGGGCCACCUCACGGGCAUGGUCUGCAGCCUCCAGCUGCCUCUAGAGUCGCCCACCUCCCCCGCCUGGAGCCGCGGCCUCGCCCGCCACGUCAACGUCCCUGACCAGAUCCGCGUCGCUGCGCUCCAGCUCCGAGCGCGACGCGGCUCCGCGCACUGCUGCCACAGGCACUGCGCUGCCGCCCCGGAGCUGACUGCCAUGGCGAAAGCGAGCAACACUGACUGCUGCAUCGGCCAAACUGUCAACCUGAUGAAAUGCACCUCCGGCAGCUACAAGGCGUCUGGCUGCGCCGAGGAGUUCGUCGCCAUGCGCGAGUGCAACCGUGCCGGUGGCGCGCAGCUGGUGCGCGCGAGCUCCGGGUACGACGUCGCCCCGGGCAAGGGCGGUCUGUUCGAGGGGGUGGCCUCCACGUUGACUGCGUCCUCUGCGCCGGCGCGGACGCUGAAGGGCAUGCAGGAGUUCGGCCAGGAGUACGCGGCCAGCCUCGGGGUGCCCGCAGGCCAGGUGCGCUUCUGAGGGCUGCGCGUUCGAGCGCCGGGCGCCGGACGCUUCAGAGCGCCGCGCCGCGAGCGGGCCUGGCACGCCUCUCGCUCGCGCUCCUUGAAACAAUGAGGGAUCUGUGCUGGCAUUUGGAGUCCACGCUGCGGCGGCGCCUCGCUGGGCCGCCCCCAGCCCCAGGGCAACCAGCUGCGUCCCUGUGCAACAAGCUACAUGAGCUUGCGUCUUCGGAGAACGGCUGCCGACAUGUCUCUUGCCUCCGACUCGUUCAUGUCUCCCACCGCAUCUUCAGUUCUGUGUCUUUCUGUAAGACGCGACGUGCACUCUUGCUCUCGAUUGAUUGGCGGAG
This is a messenger RNA of Prorocentrum cordatum, 4420 nucleotides long. Lineage: Eukaryota; Dinophyceae; Prorocentrales; Prorocentraceae. The record is from the annotation of a GenBank genome assembly.